AUGUCUCGCUCCUCCAAAGAUAGUCAAGGAAUAGACAGUUCUCUAUCCCCCAAUGAACCUUUUGAUCCUUCUUCUGUAGUAACAGUACCAGAUCCAGCUACGGAAACAGGUAAGAGUCCAACAUUAAAGGACAUGAUGACAGCCAUUCAAGCCCUUGGUCAACGGGUAAAAUCCCUUGCAGAGGAUAGGGAUAAAUUGUGGUCUAAUGUGAGAGAUCUUAAAGUGGCUAGUGAUACAAAAAGUCAUGUGGAGACAUCUUCAGUGGAAAUAGAUUAUUAUGUAUAUAAGCUAGAACACUGUGGUCCUGGUAUUGAGGAACUGGAAGAAAGUGAGGAAGAGAUUCCUGCUGCUACCCAUUGGAUGUUGCCCGCGCUUGAAUUUGAAGACCUGUGGGAGAAUCUAGUAUAUGAUGAGCCAAUUAAAGAACAGUUGUUAAGAUUUGUCCGAACAUCACUCCUUUUUUCAAAGAAAGGCUUAAAAAGCAGCGUCAUAACAUGGAACAAAGUUGUCCUUUUGCAUGGUCCUCCUGGAACAGGAAAGACAUCACUUUGCAAGGCACUGGCACAGAAGUUAAGCAUAAGAAUGAACAAGCAGUAUAAGUGUGCACAAAUACUGGAAAUCAAUUCACACUCGCUCUUUUCCAAGUGGUUCUCAGAGACAUCUGUUUACAGAGUGGAAAAACUAGUCCAGAAGAUGUUCAAUAGAAUUACAGAAUUAGUUGAAGAUCCUGAAUCACUGGUGCUGCUUCUCAUUGAUGAAGUAGAAAGUUUAACAUUAGCAAGACGGUCAGGACAAUCUAAUGGGGACCCAAGUGAUGCUGUUCGGGUAGUUAAUGCUGUUUUGACACAACUAGACCAGAUUAAAAAGUUCCCUAAUGUCCUUAUUCUGACCACUUCCAAUAUAUCAGCAUCUGUUGACUUGGCUUUUGUUGAUAGAGCUGAUAUUAAACAGUACAUUGGGCCGCCGUCACAUGCUGCCAUUUAUCAGAUUUAUCACACAUGUAUUCAGGAGCUUGAAAGGACUGGUAUUAUUGUGGAUAAUGAGAAGAUUUUCACACUUCAAGAACUCCAGGUGUCUAAUAUGAUUGAAAAUGAUGCAACAAAAUUAUCAAUAUUUUUAUGGAAGAUAUCUGAGAUGAGUCAAGGCUUCAGUGGCAGAGUUUUACGAAAAAUUCCAUUUUUAGCUCAUGCACUCUUUGCAAGUUUGGACCAAAUGUCUCAUGAACAGUUCCUUAUGGCUAUGCAGAAGGCAGUUUUAAAGGAAAAACAAGAUAGAAGAGAUUUACGAGAAUGAAAUGGCAAAAUAUCUAUACUACUUAAUAUUUGUUUUAAUGAAAGUGACUAUAUUUUUUUAGUAAAGAUAGAGGAUAUUUUUAAAAUUUUGUACAGGAAUAUUUUUUUUAUAUUGUGACUGUCUAUUAGAAUACAAAACAAUACUUCAACUUCCUUAGAAAUGCAUAUUUUAUUCCUGCAGACAUUAUUAGGAUAUACAUUAUUUAUUCAUUAGUAGCAUUAUAAGUAUGUAAGUUACUGAGAUAUAUUACAGUACAUAUAAAAAACCACCAAGUUUUCCUAUAUUUAUUAUAAUAAUAUUUCAAAUAUAGAAAAUGUGUAUAUUGUAGUUACAGUAUUCUAAAUCAUCAAAAUCUACUCAUAAGCAUCCCAUUAUUAUUAUUAUUUUAGGAGCCAGGAACACCAUUUUUUGUAGAUUAAUGUGAGUAAAUUAUCAUUAAACUUCAGAAUUCUGUAGCUUGCACAGGCCACUGCUCCCUUUGUCAGAAGAAAUGCAAGUAAAGAUUACUAGAGACUAAA
Macrobrachium nipponense is the source of this 1811-nucleotide messenger RNA. Its product is annotated as pachytene checkpoint protein 2 homolog. Gene Ontology annotation, cellular component: nucleus; chromosome. The transcript is spliced from 8 exons. The record is from RefSeq and is a predicted model, not a curated record. Lineage: Eukaryota; Metazoa; Arthropoda; Malacostraca; Decapoda; Palaemonidae. Gene Ontology annotation, molecular function: ATP binding; ATP hydrolysis activity. The coding region runs from base 1 to 1293 and encodes 430 amino acids. Gene Ontology annotation, biological process: meiotic recombination checkpoint signaling; reciprocal meiotic recombination.